CUGCAUUCCUCACCAUUCCUCACCCGCGACCCUGCUUGGAACUCGUCGAGGGCUGUUGCUGAAAGGGCGUCAGAGGUGCAGCAGCUCAGAGAGGGGGUGUGUUAAAGUGUGGUUUUGCUCUUAAAUUCUGAGAACCAAAUGCAGAGAGAGGAACUGAAGGUCCCUCUUUACUGAUAGCAAAAGUUCGUCCCAAUCACAAGUCGCAAAAUUACAAGCUCAGCAGCACUGAAGCAGCCGCUGGCAGGAUCAAGAGGCAUCAUGAAUUCAACUGAAGAAAAUGAAGAAUAUCCUGUCUAUGAUCUCUUCAACUAUGACAUCCAAACCAAAGCAACAACUGCAGAUUCACCAACCUGCAGCGAUGCAACUUGUAUAUUCAUGACAACAGUCCUUGUGAUCAUCUUCAUCCUGGGUUCUGCUGGAAACGCUGUGGUGAUCUGGAUCGCUGGGUUUAAGCUGAAGAAAUCGGUCAACACCACCUGGUACCUGAGUCUGGCUGUGUCCGACUUCCUGUUCUGCUUUUCCCUGCCCUUCACUGUUGUCUACACAGUCAGAGAAGACUGGAUCUUUGGACCCUUCAUGUGCAAAUUAAUUUCCUUCAUCAUGUUCCUCAAUAUGUUCAGCAGCAUCUUCCUCCUGGUCAUCAUCAGUGUGGACCGCUGUGUAGCUGUUAUAUUUCCAGUGUGGGCUCAGAAUCACCGCACCAUCAGAAAGGCCUCUGUGAUCGUCACGCUGGUCUGGAUCAUCUCGGCAGGAAUCAGCACACCAUCACUCAUCAUCCGUGCUGUUCAGCCUAAACACGGAAUGCAAACGCAAGUCUGUUUUAAUGAUUAUAAGAAUGACCAAGACCAUAUCUCUAUAGUGGUGUGUCGGUGUGUUUUUGGAUUUGUGAUCCCGUUACUUAUUAUUUUUGCCUGUUACGUCGUCAUCAUAGGAAAGCUGAAGAUCAACCAAUCUGCAAAGUCCAAAAAGCCCUUCAAGAUCAUGACGGCACUGAUCAUUACUUUCUUCAUCUGCUGGAUACCUUUUCACAUUUUUGCUUUGAUGGAACUAAACCAGGAGAAAUAUGAAAGUAUUCUUCAUGUUGGACAAGUGAUUGGUGUCACUUUAGCCAGCGCCAACAGCUGUCUGAACCCGUUUCUGUAUGCGUUCAUGGGGAAGGACUUUAAGAGGAAAUGUUCCGCUCUUCUUUCAAAGAUUGAGAAUGCAAUCGAUGAGGACGGCAGGAGCACAAUGCGAGGAACCUCCAUCACCACCUCUGGAGACAGAAGAUUUUCAACUGCUGUUUGAAGUUUUCAGGGACUAUCAAAAAGGAAACAACAUCAAAAUUAUACAACUAUAUACCCAAAAAGAACAGUAAUAAAGAAGAACCACUUACCAGUAUCAGUGUAUGUAGCUUAGAUUCUUGCAAAAGUGCCACAAUAGGGCGCCUAUUGGUCCAGCGUUUGAAUCGUUUAAAUCCCGGUCAUAUAGCUUGCCGUCAGCUGCCGGAGCUUAGAGAGCACAACUGGUCUUGCUCUCUCUGGGUGGGUACAGUAGAUGCCGCUCUCUCCCCUCAUCACUCCUAGGAUGAUGUUGAUCAGCACAUCUGUGAGCUGAUGUAUUGGGACCGACUUCCUCUGAGAGUGCUGGCUACUCUGCAAUCCUAAAUCAACAGUAGUUCAAUUGCUAAAGGUCUAGUUAAAUUGGGAGAAAAAUUUAAGUGAUAAAAAUAUGUAUUUAAAAAAAGGCACAAUAGAAAAACAUGUUUUCAGUUUUUUAUCUUUGAACAAAACCAAAGCCACUUUUACUCUUAGACAAAAGUAGGUACAGUGUGGUACAGACUAAGGCACUGUUUGAAUUGUUGGAUGAUUGUUGGUUUGAAUCCUAGCUCUCUCUGGGUGGGUAGAUGACGCUCUCUCCCCACAUCCCUCCCAUUGUGAUGUUGGUCAGCACAGGCAUCUUUUGGCUGUGUAUCAGAGCCGGGGACCUGGUGCUUUUCUUCGAGUUAGCUGAUUGCAAAGUAAUGCUACAUCACUACAAGUUUGAAAAGAAGUGAUGGUUGGCUUAACAUAUACUAUAUUGCUAAAAGUACGUGCUCGUCUGGCUUGAGUGGCAAAUCAUUCUUAACCCAUAGUGUUUAUUAAGAUAUUGGCCCAAACAUUGGAGCUAUAACAGCUUCAACUCUCCUGGGAAGACUUUCCACAUAUUUUUGGAGUAUGUUUUUAAGAUUUUUUGACAAUUCUUUCAGAAGGGCAUUUGUGUUCCUGCAUGAAAUUGGCAGCAUGAAAUUGUCCAAAAUCUUUUAGCAUGCUGAAGCAAUGUCUGAAAAAACAACCCAACACCAUAAUAAUAAUUAUCCCCCCUCCACCAAACUAUACAUUUGGCACAAUGCAGUCAGAGAGGUAGAGUUCUCCUCCUGGCAACUGCCCAACCCAGACUUGUCUAUCAGAUUGCCAGAUGGAGAAGCGUGAUUUGUUACUUCAGAGAACCACUAUGUCUCCAUGUUUCUAGUGCUGAGUCCAGUGGCUGAUUUACAUCACUGCAUCUGACACAAAGUUUUACCCAAGUGUUGGGGGCAUUGCUAGUGAUAGUGGGGGCUCAUAUAGAUGGAGAGUGGGCCAUUGGCCUUCCAAGUUGGUUAAAAAAUAAGAAAGUUCAGGAUAUGUUGAAAACUUCCCAAAGCUGUAUUACACAAAGCCGUGUUACACAAGUUGUUAAACCCUUCCACAGUCAAAACAAUGCUUUGUUUUGUCUAGAACUAACGCAUGCUUGGGCAUGUUGUGUAGAUAUGCACAAAUAUGUGAAGUCCUUUGCACUCCUGUCCUUUUCAGUAAUAUUUUUAUUUAAAUAUAUACAUGUAUACAAACAGAAUUUGUACUAUGGUGACACACCAUUGGUCACCCUCUAGACAUAUUUUUACAACUGCAAUUUUGUUAAAGUGUGCUUCUCAAGACCCCUAGCAGUGCAACCUAUCUGAUCCAA
Astyanax mexicanus (Mexican tetra) is the source of this 2961-nucleotide messenger RNA. RefSeq names its product chemerin-like receptor 1. Gene Ontology annotation, biological process: phospholipase C-activating G protein-coupled receptor signaling pathway; chemotaxis; inflammatory response. The transcript is spliced from 2 exons. Gene Ontology annotation, cellular component: plasma membrane. The record is from RefSeq and is a predicted model, not a curated record. Gene Ontology annotation, molecular function: complement receptor activity; G protein-coupled receptor activity. NCBI's taxonomy places the organism in Eukaryota, Metazoa, Chordata, Actinopteri, Characiformes, Acestrorhamphidae. Bases 259 to 1287 code for a protein of 342 amino acids.